Molecule: messenger RNA, 1833 nt
Organism: Centruroides sculpturatus (bark scorpion)
Lineage: Eukaryota; Metazoa; Arthropoda; Arachnida; Scorpiones; Buthidae
Product: sex peptide receptor-like
Exons: 3
Coding region: 521-1678 (385 amino acids)
Biological process (GO): G protein-coupled receptor signaling pathway
Cellular component (GO): membrane
Molecular function (GO): G protein-coupled peptide receptor activity
Source: RefSeq, a predicted model, not a curated record
AUAUGGAAGUUUGGCACAUUGGGGGAUUUAUGUAAAAUUUAUCGCUUUACAGCUUGGUAUAAUAUAUUUUCAGACAUCCUCGAGAUUAAAUAAUAUCCUUUUUAGUGAUAGUUUAUUAAAGUAAAUAUUUCCCUUCUACAUAUGUGACGUAAUCGCGCUACUCCAUUUAUGGGUUCGUUGGCUAAUCAUCAUCAAAAGCAGCUUUGUAUAUCCGUUGUUCUGUCCUGCCAUCCUUAUGCUACUUUGGAUAUUUGCUUUACUGCUCUCAGUUGUAUCAUCGGUUCUCCUAGAUUUAAACAGACAGAUCGGAACUCAAAAGAUCUUUAAAGAUAUUCCGGAAUAUGAGAUUUUCUACGUAUGAAAAUCACUUCAGAAUGAAUUCGAGAAGUGAACUUAUUUCUCUACGUUCUUUUACCUGUAAAUAAGAGAAAUAAAAGAUCGAUCGUUCAGUUUUGUAGAAGAAAACACCAGAAAUCUAAAUUAUUCCGGAAUUAAAGAUUUCUUCUUGAAAAACUCGAGAAUGAACGACUAUCUGAUAGAAUUUCGGUUGGAAUUUGACAACCAGACCAGCUUCUGGAGUAACUUGACUGGAAAUUGGUCAUUUUCUAACGUUUCUACAAAUAUCGACUUUCGCGUGGAAGAGGAACCGUUACGUCCCUAUUACGGAAAAGAAUUGAGCAUCUUCAGAGAGAAAUACACUUCGGUGCACGGCUACAUCUCCGUUAUAGUAUGUCUGUUCGGCAUCUUCGCCAACAUCCUCAACAUCAUCGUUCUGACCAGAAAAGACAUGAUCUCUCCCACCAAUGCCAUCUUGACGGGAUUGGCGGUGGCCGACAUGUGUGUCAUGUCUUCUUAUUUACCAUUCGCCAUUCACAAUUACAUCAGAGUAGACCAGGCGGACGAAGAUAAAUUUUCGUACGGGUGGGCCGCCUUUACUUUGUUUCACGCCCACUUCACCGUGGUAUGUCACACCAUCUCUAUAUGGUUGACCGUCACUUUGGCCAUUUGGAGAUUCCUCUCGGUUAGAUUCCCAGCUAACGUGGUAAAAUGGUGCAAUAUGAAUCGAGCCAAACUAGCUAUAACUAUGACGUACGUUUAUUGCGCAAUAUUUUGUCUACCCGUAUACUUGACCUUCCAAAUUCACGAAGUGCGUGAGAACCAAGAAGUCACAUACCAGAUAGGAUUUAGUAGAAUCGCUCAGAAAAGACAACAGUUACUCCAAAAUGUCAAUUUUUGGAUAUUUAGUGUUCUGACCAAGUUAGUGCCCUGCGUGUUAUUAACAGGUUUGAGUCUGGGAUUGAUUAGAGUACUGUACGAAGCGGAUUUGAGAAGACAGAGGUUGAAGAAUCGUUCGGAAUGCGACAAAUCGUGCGAUAGAACCACUCGAAUGUUGUUGGCCGUCUUGUUACUCUUUCUAGUCACAGAAUUUCCAUCAGGAAUUUUGGCUCUUCUUAGCGGUAUUUUGGGUAAAGAUUUUUUCGAUAACGUUUAUCAGAAUUUUGGAGAAAUCAUGGACUUUCUGGCACUUGUUAACAGUGCCAUCAAUUUCUUCCUCUAUUGCUCUAUGAGUCGUCAGUUCAGAGAUACCUUUGCAAAACUCUUCACGCCGAAGAUGGUGACUAAGUGGAUAGCAGUUCCCACGGAACAAGCCGUUACGCGUGAUACCACUUGCGUGUGAUUACGCGUUACGAAAGCUUUUAAUUGCGCACAAUAUAAUGUUAACGUUAUAAUUAAAAAAUAAUCGUUCGAAAAAAAAGCCAGCUCAAAUUCUAUUUGUUAUAUAAAGUUACGUUGUAUUUAAAGACAAAAGUUGUAAAAUAAAGAUGUUAAAGU